Molecule: messenger RNA, 426 nt
Organism: Helianthus annuus (common sunflower)
Lineage: Eukaryota; Viridiplantae; Streptophyta; Magnoliopsida; Asterales; Asteraceae
Product: cold shock protein 1-like
Exons: 2
Coding region: 1-426 (141 amino acids)
Molecular function (GO): nucleic acid binding; zinc ion binding
Source: RefSeq, a predicted model, not a curated record
AUGCCGCAAGUGCCAACGGCACCAGACCGGGCCUGUACGGGAUCGUGUUGCCAUCGGUGCAAGAAGAUGGGACAUAUGGCUAGAGACUGCAGGAGCCCAUAUCCUACAAACUGGAACCAGCAGCAGCAGGGUGGCAAGAAGGGGUGUUUUCGAUGUGGUGCUGAAAACCACUUCAAGAGGAACUGUCCGCAGAUGAGACAGAAUCGUGACAACAGCGGCAACCAGGGCAACGGGAACAAUAACGGAGACAAUAAAGAUAACCGCAGGACUGGUGAGCAUGAGUUCCUGAAUGGACAAGAGGAAGAAAGAAACAACCCCAACGUUGUGGUGGGUAAGUUCCUACCAGACAAUUUCUUUGUUUCCAUUUUAGUUGAUUCGGGUGCCGAUAUUAGAUAUGCGUUCUUAAGAGUUAGUCAGAAAAAUUGA